Messenger RNA from Eremomyces bilateralis CBS 781.70, 3110 nucleotides. RefSeq lists its product as uncharacterized. The record is from RefSeq and is a predicted model, not a curated record. The coding region runs from base 338 to 2929 and encodes 863 amino acids. Gene Ontology annotation, cellular component: endoplasmic reticulum; Golgi apparatus. The transcript is spliced from 3 exons. Lineage: Eukaryota; Fungi; Ascomycota; Dothideomycetes; Eremomycetales; Eremomycetaceae.
GCACCAUCGAAGGGGUACAACGUUACGUACACCGUCUAACGAUUAACGGAGGGAACUACAAGCGUAACAACAUUCUUGUCCUCCCUGUACAUGCCGGGCCGCGGGAGUCCAGAGCAGUUCCAAUUCAGCCCACAUCGUUCAGUAAAUCCCUCGUCAUUCUCAUCUCGACUCCAGUCUGCCAAACGUCUUACCUGGCUGUGAUUGCUGCGAUGCGUUCCAAGUCACGAUAUAAGUUUUCCUGAAGCAGACGUCACAGCAAGGACAUUGUGCUGUGCCGACAGGCCACACGGCCACAUAUUUGAAGGCUUCUCGUCUACACGUCCACCGCUCGGCAGGCAUGGCAUCGCAAAAGCCCAAAGGCUGGAGUUCUCUGCUCUCAGGAGCUGUCGCAGGGCUAGAGUCACGGCUCGAUUCGAUCCUUGCGGAGGAUGAAAAGGCUGCGGCAAGAAACCAGACGACAGACGAAGAAGUCAAGAGGGCUAAAUCAACAGCAGCUGGUCAAGAGAAAGAGCGAUCUUCAUCACGUAACCGAGCAAAUGGACGUUUACAAGAUCGACUAGCGAAAGCUGUGGCCAAGAACAAUGAUGGUUCACGACCAGGAAGUCGACUAUCGUCCGAAACACCUUCCCGUGUGGAAAGCCCGGGGAUCGCGACAGAUGCUGGACGUGGAAGCUUGGAGUCUCGGGUAUCGGAAACGUUGUCGGAAUUGCAGCAGGAGGUGGUGGAUAAGGGCAAAGACCACGACACUUCGGAAUCGGAAAUCCAGCCUGCACAUCCGUCCUUGAACGCACCAAGCGUCCCAGAAGAGCCUCUGCCUAGGUUAUCAACCGACUCACCCAGCGCGAAGCCCUCCCUCGAGAUACCUGCAAUAUCGGAACCUCCUCAGGAUGAGGCUACCGCCGGCGCAGCGGACCAUGCGCUUACUUACGGAGAGGACAAUGUCGAAGAGCUCCGGAAAAAGUACGAGGAGGAAUCACGACAGCGGUCAGAAGAAAUGCAUGCACAUCUAGAAAGAAUCGAUGCCCUUCAAGCAAAGUUACAAUACCUCGCCAAAUCCGCUGCUGAGGCAGCACGUCACGCAAAGGAAUCGGCGGAGGCAGGCUCUCUCGACAGAAAACUGGCUGAGAAGGAAGAACAGAUUGCUCUUCUCAUGGACGAAGGCCAGACGUUGUCGAAGAAGGAGUUACAGCACAUGACCGCCAUCAAGAAAUUACGCGCCGAUGCGUCGGUGCAGGACAAAAGGCUAGGGGAGAUGAAAAAAAGGCUCGACGCUACUGAGCGAAACGCUUCAGAGGCGACCGAAAGAGCUCGACGGGCGGAAGUAAAUGAGCGGCAGGCGAUCGAGCGGAUGAAAGUUCUUGGAAGGUUGGAGAAGGAUGUGGAUCAGCUGCGAUUGGAUCGAGAGGCGGCGGCCUUGACGAUAGCGGACCUGAAACGGCAGCUCACGGAAGCCAACGACCGUGCGAUCGAUGCGGAAAGCCGCGUGCACGCCGACUCGCUGGAAGCUGAAAAACGGACGGUGGUCGACCUCACGGAUCAGUUGGAGAAUGCAAGCAUCGAGAAGAAGCUCGCUGAGGAUCGGGCCCGUUCGGAAAUUCAGGGGAUCAAGGAGCAACUAUCACAGCAACAGGAGAAGACCAAGCUGGCAGAGUCGGAGUUGAAGGCCGAAAUAUUGAACUUGGAAGGGAAACUGGAAUUUCUCCGAACGAAGUCCGAAGAAGUAUCGUCGAGUGAGAACGGUGAUUCGCAGGUCAAGCUCCUCCGCCAAAUCGAGACGCUGCAAACCCAAUAUUCGGUGGCGCGCGAGAACUGGCAGGGGAUCGAGAACAUGUUGAACGCUAGAUUAUCUACCGUCGAGAAGGAGCGAGACGAGGUCGCUCGACGCGAAGGGGAGCUCAGGAAACGGGCCCGGGAAGCCAACAUAAAAUCCCGACGCGCGGAAGAGGAGUUGGAUGCUGCACAUGAGCGGGUCCGAUCGUUCGAAAUGGACGCGGAAAACACUGCCAGCGCGCUCCAGCGGCUUCAAUCACAACUGGACGACGCCGAAAAUGCUCUGAGUAUGGCCAAGGACGCAUUCGAGCGGGAGAAGAAAGCAUGGGAACAGGAUGUGCAACACCGGAUCGACGAGGAGCGCUCGAAGAUCCGCAUGGAGACGGUGUCCAGCCCAGCGCAAGAGAAUAGCUUCCUUCGAGCCGAUUCCCCGUCCGCCUCCUUGAAUCGUAAAUUUUCCGGAAACGACUUCCUCGGCCCGCACAGUCGACGCAGCGGACGCGCCAUCUCAUCCGAUCUAGCCCCCCUGUCCGUCCCCGUGGACUCUGGCCGACCCCCGAGCCGGCGCACUUCGACUCUCCCGUCGUUAACCCCGGACAUGGUCGGUACGCCCCAACGACAAGAUUCCUUCCCGUCCUCCCUAUCGCAAUUCGGACUGGGCGUCAACGGCGCAUCCGGCGGCUUCAGCAAAGCCCCCGGCUUCUCGGGAACACCUCCGUCGAUUCACACCAUCGACCCGGACGAGGGUCUCGACACGGCGACCUCCAACAGCCCGCGCCGCACGAUCGCCGACAUGCUCUCCGUCAGCACCGUCGGCGCGGGUCCGUCCGUGCAGCUCGUCGAGCGGAUGAGUGCCGCGGUGCGGCGCCUGGAAGCGGAGAAGGCGGUCCAUCGCGAGGAGCUGGCUCGAGUCGCCGCCCAACGCGAUGAGGCGCGGGAGGAGGCGGUGGCGCUGAUGCGGGAGGCGGAGCAGGCGCGAGGGUUGGAAGAGCAGGUGGCGAGGCUAGGGGCGGAUUUGCAGGGGUUGGACCGGCGGUACGAGACGACGCUGCAGAUGUAUGGGGAGAAGAGCGAGCGGGUGGAGGAAUUGGAGAAUGAUGUGGUGGAUUUGAAAAAUAUGUUGCGGGAACUAGCGGAGAGUACGGUGAUGAAAAAGUGAAUACGCUCGAGAUUGGAGGAGGUGCGUUUACUGGCAAGGCAAAUUUCACUAGGACAUGGUUCCGUGUUUGAUCGCAUACGUGUCAGUCAUUGGAUACAUUGUGUGGCAAGAAAGGUGCCGCAAGGUUUACGUCUGCUGUAUCUCUAUCCCUUCCCGUUCGGCGCUCUGGAGGAUAUAGUUG